Molecule: messenger RNA, 2583 nt
Organism: Camponotus floridanus (Florida carpenter ant)
Lineage: Eukaryota; Metazoa; Arthropoda; Insecta; Hymenoptera; Formicidae
Product: zinc finger protein 2 homolog
Exons: 12
Coding region: 531-2486 (651 amino acids)
Biological process (GO): regulation of transcription by RNA polymerase II
Cellular component (GO): nucleus
Molecular function (GO): RNA polymerase II transcription regulatory region sequence-specific DNA binding; DNA-binding transcription factor activity, RNA polymerase II-specific
Source: RefSeq, a predicted model, not a curated record
CGGAAUAGCAACAACAAAUUGUUACUUGUUGCACGUCGCGAUCUCUUUUCAUCCCGACCGAUCGAGCUCGGGUUGUCGAUCGUGGGGCCGUCAUCGUUUAAUCGUCACCGGGAGGAUCAGCGUCUUGACGUUCUUGAUGACGACGCAUCGUCGAGAAAGAGAAGGCGACAGAAAGAGAGAGAGAGCGAGAGAGAAGGAGAAAGCGCCGGAGCAGACGGACGGACGCUUGGAAGGCGACGACGCGCCCCUUGACAUAGGCCAUCUUGCGCGGCGUCGAGAUUGAUGAAAGGGCCUGUUCCUUCAGGGGCAGAUGCUCGCUGGUUAUCUCUCCCCUUUCGCAGGUAUCUCCGCAGGUCCUCGUAAUCCGGAACGGAAGCGACCGAGUGCAGUGUGACCGAAAUCGGAAAGUCGGUGAGCGUGCGAAAGUUGGUGGCUCGUCGAGGAGGAAAAGGAUCUCUCUCGCGAUCGCGAGUAAGGAAGGAGCGUCAGAUUUUCCCGCCGUGCUCCUGAAAUCGUCAACAAGAGGAGCGAUGGAGAAGAUUGAAAUUGUGAAGAUAGAGGAAUGUCCUAACGAUGUACUGAUUGAGGGUACAGAGAUUUUAUUUGAAACAAAUACCUCAGAUAUACAGAUACAGGAUCAGCGUAUACUAGUAGAUUGUAGGCCACAAACUGAUGUAAAAGUUAUUUCAGAAAAUGGUCAGAUUAUAUCAAUUAUAACUGAUUAUGAGUGUGUGACAUGUCACCGUGUCUUUCAAUCUGAAGAUAUGUUGAAGGAGCAUUUAGACAUGUGCAGAGAGGAGGAUGACACGACUAAUAUCAUGGAGUUCAAUGAUAUUGAAAAUUAUGAUUCGGAUGAUGAAGAAGAAGAGGAUGAAGAAGAUGAGGAUGAUCCUUUAAAUGAUGAUUCAGAUUCCAAGAGUCAAAAAAAUAACAAUGAAAAGAUGCAACCUGUAAUCAAACCUGUACCAGAAACACAGUGUCAUUGUUGUGCAGAAGAUUUGAAGACAGCGCAUAGCGGCGGAGAAUUUAAAUGUCCUCAUUGUAAUCUCAGUUUCAAGAAAAAGUCGUCUCUGGAGAGGCAUGAUAUAGUCAUACACUGGAAGUGCGAUUCAUGCACGUGCAAUGAAUGUGGUUCAUCUUUCCGUGAUAAAAAAGCAUUAAAUAAACAUCGUUAUACGACGCAUGGAGAUCAUAAAAUUUUUAAAUGUGAACCUUGCGACACUUAUUUUUCUCGGAGCUACCAUUUAAAUCGACACAUUAUGCAAUCCGGUUGUCACGGUAACAUAUUAAAUACAUUCAGUUGCCAAGUUUGCAAAAAAGUUUUCACACGUAAGGAUAAUUUGCGGGAACACUUGCGUACUCACGCGGGAACACCUCAGCGGCAGAAAAAACCAUGUAAAUAUUGUCCAAAAGAAUUCUUUACGAGCCAACAGUUGUUGGUUCAUGAACGUAUGCACACAGGAGAGCGACCAGUUCCAUGUGAUUUAUGUCCGAAAACAUUCCUGUCGUCGCUGGCGCUAAAAAAGCAUCGUCGUGUACAUACUGGAGAGAAGCCAUUCGAAUGUAAAUUCUGUCAUAGAAAAUUUGCCGCUCGCGAAACACUCAACCGUCAUCAACGGACUCAUACAGGCGAAAAGCCACAUGUGUGUCAGUAUUGUGGUAAAUCGUUCAUACAAGCAGCUCAAUUAAGAGCACACAUAUUCCACCAUACUGGAGAGAAUGGUUUCUAUUGCGAUGUAUGCGGUAAGGCGUUCAACCGAAAAGCACGUUUAAAUAUUCACAAGAAAUUCGUGCACGAGGGUGCCAUCCCCUUUACAUGUAAAGUUUGCGAUAAGGGCUUCACGCGAAAGGAGGAUUUGGUGAAACAUGCGCUGUUGCACACUGGCAUCAAACCAUUCAAGUGCGAUAAAUGUCCGAAAGCCUUCUCGGCAAAGUCGUCGUUGCAGGCUCAUCUCAAUACCCAUAGACGCGAGCCACCGCAAUCGUGCGUCGAAUGCAAUAGAGUAUUCAUCCGACAAGAUUGUCUGAUGCGACAUAUUCGGGCCAAGCAUCGAGAAUUAUUGGAGGAUGUGAUGAACGAGGUCGAGAAAAAGCAUCUGCAGACACAAUUAUACAAUAUUGCUUCGAUUGCCGCAACCAAGACGAAAAACGGAGAAUCCAGAAGACUUUCUACUGAUGAGUUGUUGAAAGCCAUCAUAGAUCUCUUGAGGAUACUUAUUGACGAGGAAACAUUACAGCUAUUUGGUUGGCCAGAAGCUCCGAUACAAGAUAUUCUAGAAGCUGUAAUUAGAAGGUGUGGGCACGAGCCGAUAACGUCGGAGUCUAACGUAAUGUUCACCGAAAGACUACGACAAAAUGUUAAGCUUCUGUUUACUGUCGUUAGUGACACAGUGAAAGAUGACACGGUGAAAUCUCUUUUAACGACAAAAACAGUGGAUGAUGUCAUUCUCCAUGUUUUAGAGAUAUCUAACGGAAUACAGGAUUAGGAAAAAGUAUAUUUGUUAUUAUUAUAUGAAAAGUGCUUAUUUUUCUUUAAACUCUAAAUAUUUUAAGAUAAUUCCAAAACUCGCAAGAUUUAAAAAA